Molecule: messenger RNA, 1011 nt
Organism: Lolium perenne
Lineage: Eukaryota; Viridiplantae; Streptophyta; Magnoliopsida; Poales; Poaceae
Biological process (GO): plant organ development
Molecular function (GO): DNA-binding transcription factor activity; DNA binding
Source: RefSeq, a predicted model, not a curated record
CUUCUAACUCGUUUCAUGGCGGCGACGGCGGCGGCGGCGGUGUCGGUGGUGUCGGGGACGACGCGGUGGUGCCCGACGCCGGAGCAGCUCAUGAUCCUGGAGGAGAUGUACCGGGGCGGCCUGCGCACGCCCAACUCCACGCAGAUCCAGCAGAUCACGGCGCACCUCGCCCACUACGGCCGCAUCGAGGGCAAGAACGUCUUCUACUGGUUCCAGAACCACAAGGCCCGCGACCGCCAGAAGCUCCGCAGGCGCCUCUGCAUGAGCCACCACCUCCUCUCAUGCGCUCACUACUACGCCGCGGCCAACGCCGGCCACCAUCACCACCUCCUUGGCGCCGUGGCUCCCAUGCAGCAGCAGCACCAGCCGCAGUACUACUCCGCGUCCUGCGCCGGCGGCGGGUUCGACCAGCACCUGCUCCCCGCCGCAGUUCCGGCCCCGGCGGCUUACGCCGCUGCUGGGUACGGCUACCCGGCGUUUGCUGCGGCCACGGCGCCGACGACGAGCCGGUGUGCCCCCGGCGUCAACCCCUCGCCGCAGAACCCACUUUCGUCGACGUCCUUCAGCUACCAGGGAGGAGGCGGAUCGCCGGAGUACUCGCUGGGGAGGCUGGGAAGCUUCGGGGUGGUGGUGGAGGAGGACACGUGCCGGUCGUCGCGCUACGAGCAGCAGCUGCCGGUGCAGAUGGAAGACGCCGCGCCGGCGGCGACGGGGAUGUUCUGCAGGCCGCUCAAGACGCUCGACCUCUUCCCCGGCGCGAUCAAGGAGGAGCAGCGCGACGUCGUCUAGCCUAAUUAGCUACCCCCGAUAUAUGCGCAUGCAUCCGGGCCAGUAGUAGCGCAGUACACACUAGCAGUAGCAGUUCAGUACGUCGUAUGUAGUAGAGCAGCCCGUACUUGCACGCGCGUAGCAGCAGUACGUAGCACACCGAGAGAUCCUGGUAGGUUUGUAGUCAUGUUCAUUUCCAUCAUGUUUAGUUGAUUAAUCAAACGUUUGUGUCAUUCGAUUAUA